Messenger RNA from Chironomus riparius, 2231 nucleotides. The record is from the annotation of a GenBank genome assembly. NCBI's taxonomy places the organism in Eukaryota, Metazoa, Arthropoda, Insecta, Diptera, Chironomidae.
UUGUUCAGUUCAACCAAAAGGUUUGUUCGCGUGAAAAUCGCUCAAUUUUUUUUAAUUAAAACAUUUCAGAGAAAGAAUUUUCAAUUAAAUUUUCAACAUAUACCAAAUAUUUGAGUGCCAAAAAAUAAUGGAAUAGUAAUAAAAUGCAGUCAGAGAUUGAAAUAAAUUUCGAUAAAUUAAAUGUAAAAAUCAUCGCAUAUUUUCAAAACAAUGAUGAAUCAUUACUCGGAGCCAAAGAGCUUUUUGCACCGUUUAUUGAAUCCACCCGGCGACUUGAAGCUGUUACAAACAUUCAACAGCUGUUAAAGCUCUUGCAGCAUAGGGGACUGUAUUCAAAAAUCGAAUAUAAUACGUUUAGAAUAUUUGAGAAAAUUAUUGAUGAUGAAAGUUACUCAAAUCUCGUUGCCAAACAGAAAGAACUCUGCAAAAAGUAUCCAGAUCCGGUACCAGUUAAAAAAUAUGCAGGAGAUCCCAAAGGCUUAACAGAUAGACGGAUGGUCCCAGUUCCAACAAAUCAAAUACCAUCCCCAAACAUACUAAAUACAAGAAAACCAGCGCCAAUACCCGAAAACAAAAUACCGAUUCCCAAAGAUGAAGAUAUGCGAAAUGAUAUCUUCAAUAUAAUUGCAAACGGAGUAUCGUUGGAUGUCUUUCGUCGUUUAGCGCGGCACUUAGACUUUACAAAAGAAGAGAUCAAGGAUAUUGAGCUUCGGCAUAAUGAUUUUCGUACCCAAAAUUUAGUAUUAUUGAGGAUGUAUGAAACAAGGAGGAACUCAUUGACGAGACUACUUAAAGUUCUCAAUUUAAUUGAAAAGCCUGACUUGGUGAGAGAAAUAACUGAAGUUCUGAGAAAAUACAGUCUAGAUAAUAACUUUAACAAUUUGUCAAUUUAGUUCCAAACUUUUUUAAUUAAAAUUAUAGUUGAAAGUUGGUCUUUAACAUUUUUAAAAUAUUCUCGCAAAAAAAGGCAAACUCAGAAAUAAUUUUCAAAUUAAUAUUUUAUGUCAAUACAAAUUCAAUUCCGCUACCGCUCAGCAUAAACAUAAAUGAAUUUUUUUUAAUCAAUUGCGGAGUACAAAACAGGAUGGAUUGAGUUAUUUAUUUUAUAAACAUACUUUCAGAAAACCAAUUAAAUUUAUUUCAUUUUUCCUUUCGUCUCUAUUUCAUUCAUGAUUUUUUUUAUUGGCUGAUUCCCGAGCGGCACAAAGGCUCCAUUUGCCUUCCAUAUGGAAGCUAUACGGAGCCUCCAUGUUCCACCCUCCAUUUGAAAAUCUUCCGAAAACCUUACUAUCAUGGAACUUUGACGGAGCCAAAGCUCCGAAAAUCUUCCGUGGGACGUGCAUUUAUUAACACCAAAUGGAAGUCAUACGGAGGUUUUGAUGGAGGAUGGAGGAUCCAUUUGUGGUAGUCAAACGGAGGUUUAAUGGAAGUUUUUUUUCAAAGGAUUUUUGGUACGAUUUUCCACGUGUUUUCUAUGUUUCGCAAUUUUUAUAUCAAGAUUUGUAGCUGUAUUAGUGGACUUAAUUAAAGUACACUAACACCAUUGAAAAAUUUACAACUUAAUUUAAUUAAGUCGCAACCACAGCAAUUUCUAAGUCUCGAUCACACGCGUGAGAAACAUAAGAAAUUAUUAAAAAUUUUCAUACAAAUUAAACGACCGCAUAUAAUAGUGAUUUCUGCAUGCACUUGUGAAGUAUGUAAUUUCAUACAAAAUCACAAAAAAUUAUCCUUUUUUGCUUUUUUAAAGCUUGAAAUGAAGCAAUAUGAUUCAGUAAAGCUUUUCGACAAUAUUUCAAUCCAUUACAGUAAGAUCUGACCUCUGUCUUUUAAAAAUUCAAAAGCACGAGUUUUUCGGUAUUUGAUUUAAGAAAAAGCGGAGUUCAUAUGGAAUCCAAAUGGAAUCAAUAUGAAGGAUGAAAAAAUAACCCUCCAUUUACUUCCCACAUAGUGGAGGUGGCUUUCAUAUGGAUUCCAUAUGGAGACCACCCUCCACCUUGUGCCGCUCGGGAUUGACUCAAUGAUAAGCUUAAACUGCCAGUUUCAUUUUUUUUUUUGAUUAAAAUAAAGUGAAAUGAAGUUGAAAUCAAUAUUAAAAUUCAUGUUUUAUUUUCAAUUUAUUUACUAGGAUACGGUUUUCAUGUGUUUAAAAUCUGGUUGUUUAAUGAGAACUUAAAAUUUAAAAAUCUAACGGUAAUGAUUUUUUUGAAUUUUGAUACUUUUUUUCCGCUAUU